CAGUUAGGCUCGCGCUUUCGAGCCGCCAGCACCGGCUGUGUUCUCUUUCUUUCUCUCUCUCUCUCUCUCUUUCUCUUCUUCUGCCGUAAUCUUUUUAUUUAGUUGUCCCGACAUCUUGAUCCCCUUUUCGCGAAUUCUAUUGAUUAUUUUUUUUUUCUUCUUUCUCCUUCGUUACGGUGCGAUUGUCCCCGGCUGCACGAGGCACAUGCAAACCGACGAUCGUCGAAGAGGAUAGUCCUCGAUCUGGACCAAACUGAGUCUCGUCGUUUCCGAGAUGUGGACCGUACACUGCCCGAAUUUAGUGUUCAUCAUCUUCGUAUUCUUACCUUCCAUUGUAAGAGGUAUCCCGGAUUAUUCUGGACUGCCAACAGGACCAUAUUGCGCCUCGAGGUAUCCUGGGGGUAGAUGUUGUCCUGGACGACAGGAUGAGUGUAGCGCACCGAUUCUCACGACGUUGUGUUACUGCGAUGACUUUUGCGAUCGGUCACGCGAAGAGGACUGCUGCCCCGAUUACUGGUAUCAUUGCAAAGGGAUCGAGCCAAAUGUCACGUCACCACCCCAGGAGAUAAGAAGAUGCUUCUUCCAGGGGAGAGAGUACAAUGAUGGACAAACCUUAAAAGUUAAUUGCAACACAUGUAAAUGCUCCUCGCUUAAUAAUCGCGCCGAAGUGCUCUGCGAGGAGAAUCGAUGUUUGAUCGAACCGGAGUUAAUGGAAGAGGUCAAUUUGCAAGGACCUACUUUAGGAUGGCAGGCGGGCAAUUAUUCCGAAUUCUGGGGAAGAACUCUUCAUGAAGGCGUGCAGCUUCGUCUCGGUACUCUCAACCCUUCGCAAUCCGUGUACAAAAUGAACCCGGUGCGACGUAUUUACGAUCCGGACGCGCUGCCACGGGAAUUCAAUUCCAGAACGCGUUGGCCACGCGAUAUAUCCGACGUUCGCGAUCAAGGGUGGUGCGGUGCAUCCUGGGCUGUGUCCACAGCCGAUGUUGCGUCCGACAGAUUCGCGAUUAUGAGCAAAGGUGCUGAAGCCGUAGAGCUAAGUGCGCAGCAUCUGCUCUCUUGCAAUAACAGGGGUCAAAGGGGCUGCAAAGGCGGAUAUCUUGAUCGUGCCUGGCUCUUUAUGAGGAAAUUCGGACUGGUGGACAAGGAGUGUUAUCCUUGGACCGGUAGAAACGAUCAAUGCAGACUACGUAAGAGAAGCGAUCUAAAAACCGCUGGUUGCCAAAAUCCGCCAAACCCGCUGAGAACAGAGCUAUACAAGGUCGGGCCGGCCUAUCGUCUAGGCAACGAGACUGACAUUAUGCAAGAAAUCCUGACCUCUGGACCAGUGCAAGCUACCAUGAGAGUCUACCAGGACUUCUUCAUUUACCAGAGCGGAAUAUAUAGGCACUCUCGAAGCGCAGAACUGCACGAUUCCGGUUAUCAUUCAGUGAGAAUAAUCGGUUGGGGUGAGGAGCCAUCUUAUCGCGGUCCACCGCUCAAAUAUUGGUUGGUUGCGAAUUCAUGGGGACACAACUGGGGAGAGAACGGACUUUUCAGGAUUCAAAGAGGAAUAAACGAGUGCGAGAUCGAAUCGUACGUGCUGGCAGUGUGGGCCAAGACAAUAUAAAAAAGAAAGAAAAUACCAAAGUACUAGAAUAUCCGAUUAUCAUAAUAAUUGUUGGUGCAUUUAUUGAAUCUCUGUCAUUGGCCCGUCGUUGUGAGCAAUGACGCGAUUAUCUCGAAAGCGAGAAAUGAUAUGAAACAUCGAUUUUUGAAAGUAUGUGAUCCAGUGCCUCCAUAUAUACAUCUUAUUAUAUGUAACAUUGAAGGAAAGGGAGGGUGGGUGGG
Molecule: messenger RNA, 1827 nt
Organism: Cataglyphis hispanica
Lineage: Eukaryota; Metazoa; Arthropoda; Insecta; Hymenoptera; Formicidae
Product: tubulointerstitial nephritis antigen-like
Exons: 8
Coding region: 275-1606 (443 amino acids)
Biological process (GO): proteolysis
Cellular component (GO): lysosome
Molecular function (GO): cysteine-type peptidase activity
Source: RefSeq, a predicted model, not a curated record